Cyprinodon tularosa is the source of this 1628-nucleotide messenger RNA. RefSeq names its product H-2 class I histocompatibility antigen, Q10 alpha chain-like. The transcript is spliced from 12 exons. Gene Ontology annotation, cellular component: external side of plasma membrane. Bases 123 to 1628 code for a protein of 501 amino acids. The record is from RefSeq and is a predicted model, not a curated record. Lineage: Eukaryota; Metazoa; Chordata; Actinopteri; Cyprinodontiformes; Cyprinodontidae. Gene Ontology annotation, biological process: immune response.
CUGAACGCAUCGCGUGAGGCGGAAGUAGACCAAGCUUCCACAUCGGGGCAUCGCGGGCGAAAAAAACAUAAACAGAAAAAAUAACUAUCCUGCUGAAGAUCCAAACCCGGUUCGGUGUCAGAAUGGGUCCCCUGACAUUUCUUUACCUUUGUGGAACAAUCUUCACCGUGAAAAGCGAAUUGCACUCCCUCACUUACAUCUACACGGCCUUCUCCAAACCUGUCACUCUCCCGGGGCUGCAUGAGUUCACCGCUAUGGGUUUGCUGGAUAACCGAAUGAUUGAUUACUAUGACAGCGAACACCAAAAGAAGGUUCCCAAACAGCCAUGGAUGGAAGAACACCUUCAAAAAGAGUACUGGGACAAAGGCACCCAGUCCAGAAAGAGCAAGGAGCAAUGGUUCAGGGUCAACAUCGACAUUUUGAUGAAACGAAUGAGACAGAAUGACACUGAUACCCAUAUUCUUCAGUGGAUGCACGGCUGUGUGGGUGAAACUCAGCCCGACGGCUCUCUGAAGUUUGUCCGUGGGAUGGACAUGUACAAUUAUGAUGGAAAGGACUUUCUGUCCUUCGAUGAUGACAAACAGGUUUGGGUUGCUCCAAUUACAGCAGCAUUGGAAACCAAGAGGAAGUGGGAUGAGGUCCAGGUCCUGAAGGAAUACACCAAGGGAUACUUGGAGAAGGAGUGUAUGGAGUGGAUGAGCAAGUUCAGAGAAUAUGGGAAAGAACAGCUUGUAGAAGCCAAACCACCUGAAGUGCACAUGUUCACACGAAAGGCCAAAACUGAAUCAAACAUCAUCUUGACCUGUCUGGCCACCGGCUUCUACCCUAAAGACAUCAUUAUGAAUAUUAGAAGAAAUGGACGUGUCCUGAACAAGGAUGACGGGCUGCAGAAAUCUGGGGUUCUUCCAAACAAUGACGACACCUUUCAGCAAAAACUCUAUGUAGAGAUUCUGAAGUCUGAUGUUUCCACCUACACCUGUGAGGUCAACCAUCCUGGCUCUGACUUGCAUGUUGAAGACAAAUGGGUUCCUGAUCAAAGCGGCGAUCCAACCAUCAUUGUCGUCGUGGUUGCAUUGAUUGUCUUGGGCGGGGUCAUUUGUGCUGUUCUGUUUCUGUGUAGAGACAAGCUCUUCGGUACCAGUCGUAACGGACGCUCUGAUGCCACUUCCAAUGGUGCAGUUAAUACCGCUGUUGCCACACCUCUCAUUGCUACCAAUGGUCAUUCUACCAAUGGUCAUUCUACCAAUGGUGCAGUUAAUACCGCUGUUGCCACACCUCUCAUUGCUACCAAUGGUCAUUCUACCAAUGGUCAUUCUACCAAUGGUGCAGUUUAUAUCGCUGUUGCCACACCUCUCAUUGCUACCAAUGGUAAUUCUACCAAUGGUCAUUCUACCAAUGGCACAGCUAAAGAAAACGGUAACAACCAACCCAUGACUGAGGACAAUGACUCCAUUGAGUCUGAAGAGAGCAAGGACUCAGGACAUGGCUGUAAGUAUUGCUAUCGCAGCACUUUAGGUGACAGUUUCUCUGAGGAUUUUCUGAUGUUGCCAACAUGUCAGCCUUUGCUGGUGGAUCCAAUGAAGGAAGCCAGCACUCUUGAGUUAAAUGGUGUGACUACUGAAGAGUAA